AUGUCUGAAAAGAUUGAUCUUAUUCGACAACGUAUGCUUACAGCUCAAAGUCGGCAGAAGAGUUUUGUAGAUCGUCGGCAUAAACGCUUGGAGUUUGUCGAGGGAGACCGUGUAUAUCUCCGAGUUUCACCAGUGAAAGGUGUAGUACGAUUUGAUGUUAAGGGAAAGCUAGCCCCGAGGUUUAUAGGGCCCUUUGAUAUUGUUGAACGAGUUGGCACCGUAGCUUAUCGUCUCGCUUUGCCACCCCAAUUAUCUAGAGGUCAUAAUGUUUUUCACGUCUCGAUGCUUCGUAAAUGUGAUCCGAAGAUAAUAACACCUGUUAUUGACUGGCAAUCCUUAGCAGUUUGGGAAGAUGCAUCUUAUAUCGAGUAG
Messenger RNA from Magnolia sinica, 372 nucleotides. RefSeq lists its product as uncharacterized. Bases 1 to 372 code for a protein of 123 amino acids. The record is from RefSeq and is a predicted model, not a curated record. Lineage: Eukaryota; Viridiplantae; Streptophyta; Magnoliopsida; Magnoliales; Magnoliaceae. The transcript has a single exon.